AUGUGCUCCCGGCCUCGCCGACCCUCUGGGCAGUCGAGGCGAGGCGUCGACGGCUUGAUUGUAACAAUCCAUGGCGAGUUUGAUGAGUUUGACCAGAAAACAAAUUCGACUGGCAAGCGGAGCUUCUCGCGAACCUUUAUACUCGGAGCCGGCGUGCCUGGGAAGAAUCCAAUUCGGGUGGUCAGUGACAUGCUUUCGCUGCGGGCCUACAGCCCACUUCCCAACAUAUUUGCGCCGGCGCAAAGCGCCACACCAGCCGCCCCCAACGCCGAGCAACAGCAGCAGGCCGCCAUGAUUGCAGAACUCUGCAAGCAAACGGGCAUGACUCCGCAAUACGCGGAGCUCUGCCUUUCCGACGCCUCAGUGGCUUGGAACUUUGAUAAGGCGUUGAUUGUUUUCAAUGAGCGAAAGGCCAACCUCCCACCCGAUGCGUUUGCCAAUCCAGGAAUCUAG
Molecule: messenger RNA, 453 nt
Organism: Parascedosporium putredinis
Lineage: Eukaryota; Fungi; Ascomycota; Sordariomycetes; Microascales; Microascaceae
Source: the annotation of a GenBank genome assembly